Molecule: messenger RNA, 2601 nt
Organism: Acipenser ruthenus (sterlet)
Lineage: Eukaryota; Metazoa; Chordata; Actinopteri; Acipenseriformes; Acipenseridae
Product: suppressor APC domain-containing protein 2
Exons: 6
Coding region: 199-1524 (441 amino acids)
Source: RefSeq, a predicted model, not a curated record
AAAAAAAAAAAAAAAAGUAUCGAGUAGGAUGCAGUUUUGUUCAUUUCAACACUAUUGAUAGAAAGCACGGGUAACAAGAAGAGUUCGCAACAUUGUGGCUGAGAGUGAGCCCACCCGGGAUAGCGUGUGCUUUAUGAUUUUAUAUUGGAAGACCAGAGAGGAACGGUUCAUCCCUGCAUUGUAUUUGUAUGUGUGUUUAUGGCUUUGAUCGCCCCGGAUCGGAGUAGCAAACUCGCAACAGCAUCACGCAUUACUGAGAACACAACGAGCACAAUGCAGCGGAAAGAAGCCGAGUUCUCCACAGACGGGCUGCCCAGAGCUUUCCUGCAAAGCCUCCGGACUCUGUUCGAUAUUCUGGACGACAGCAGACGGGGGUACGUGCACAUAUCGGAAAUUGAGUCCAGAUGGCAGGGCGCGGAGACCCGGGAGCUCCCGGGCGGGGUGCUGGAGUGCUUGCGGAAGGUCGCCCCGGCGCACGGCUGCCUGUCUUUCGAGCGCUUCGUGGCCGGGCUCCGUUUCUCUCUGCUGAACCCGGAGAACAAGCAUCAAGCUUCGCCGCUGAAGCAACACCAACAAGCACCGCGGCAGAAAACCCACCCCCACCCCCAACACGGGUCUACCGCGAACAGCAGCCGGGCCAACGAGAACUCGGGAAACAAAGUUCGGCCCCUGGGACCGAGCAACAUUAACAGACCGAACCCGCACCACACCCGCCCGAGGCACAACGAAAAGCCUGUACCUGGAGUGAGGUACGCUAGCAAUGGCAGGAGCCUGGAGCGGGUACCGGUUCUGCACGAAGCGGGUCCGUACCGAACCGGAAAGCAGCAGCAGCGAGUCAGGUCAACCGAGUCCCUAGCUCUGGAAUCCGGGCAGACCCCCAAAUCAGGUACGUCCAUGCCGAGGUCCCAGAGUGAGACGGUGACGGGGCUGGCUGCGGUCCGGAGGCACGGCCGUGGGAGGGACGAGCAGCGCCGGCACACCAUCACCAACGGAGUGGACUACGGCAUGCUAAAGCGUAUGAAGGAACUGGAACAGGAGAAGGACUCGUUGCUGCAGGGACUGGAGAUGGUGGAGCACGCGCGGGAGUGGUACCACCAGCAGGUCCAGGCCGUGCAGGAGAGGCAGAAACACAUGGGCAAGCACUCGAGCAGCAACGACUUCUUCUCUGAAGCCAGUCAGAGCCGCCUGACCCACCUUCUGCCAAAACUGCAGGACGUGAACCGCUGCCUCGGUGACCUCAUGUCCAGCUCCGGACAGCCCUGCACCUCGUCCCCGAGUGCCCCGGACAGUCUGGCGCCCCCUGCUGCCUCGAACCCGCAGCACGCUACCUCCAGCCUGGCUAACCCGCACCAAGCCAUCAACAUGCUGAAGGAUCAGAACCGUCUGCUCACCAAGGAGGUGACGGAUAAGAGCGAGCGGAUCACCCAGCUGGAGCAGGAGAAGUCUGCGCUCAUUAAGCAGCUGUUCGAGGCACGAGCCCAGAGCAACCACGAGACCAGUGCCCUCGACUCCACCUUCAUCUGACACUGCACCUGACCAGGCUGGACCUGCACCUGAGCCAGCCUGGACCUGCACCUGAGCCAGCCUGGACUGAACAACACUCCAGCCUCCCUCUGUCUAUCUCCCUCUCUCUCCCCCUCGCUUGUAUUCAAGGCUGCUUCCUCCUGUGGACUCUCCCUCCCUCCCUCCCUCCCUCCCUCUUUGUCAGUAUCCCUGUUUUUUGUGUUUUUUUGCCAGUCUCCUGGUGGAAGUGCUUUUAACUCUUUGUUAGGCCACUUUUCUUUACACUACAGUUUCCAUUGCUUCCACUGAACACUGUGUACAAUACAGGUCCAGCCACUGCUGGGUCUCUGAGGGCUCCACUCACUGGCUGUACAACCCAGUGGAAACCCAGCAUUAGAUAGUGAUUACCCCCCCCCCCCCCCCCCCUCUCAGUCUGGAACGUUACUGCCCCCCCUGUGGCAGCAUGUGGAAGAAACACACAUUAAGAAUGCUGUUCUUGAAGGAGGUAGACCUACAGUAACCCCUCACUGCACUGCACUCAAGUUUUAAUAUGCCUUGGAAAUGGCUUCUUUGAUUUUAAUGAGCUCUGAAUGAAUCCUGUCCUUGACUGCCUGCCCGAGUUCUCGGGUCCACGCCCCCCCCCCAUUUCUCUCUCUCCCUCUCUCUCUCUCUCCGCGGUGCUGUCGGGUCAGGACCAGUCUCCUGUGUAGUACUGCUCGGUUCAGAGAGAGCUAGCCGGGCUCUUCCGCAGGCUCCAGUCCAGGUUUUGCUGUGAGCUUUAUAAUCGAAUGUCUGGUUUUGACAAGGGGAGGGGUGUGAAGGAACGCCUCCAUACAAACCAGUCUGUCAGCCAGCUCCCUAUCCUCUGCAGCCUGCAUCAGGAUUGACUCUCUGAGUCAGACAUUGAACACAAUCUCUGACACUCCAUGCAUUCUCACUGGAGAUCCUGCAUUACUCAGCCUCGCUGGACAUCAGCCUUAGGAAAGACUCCUACAAAAGCACAGCAACCUGUAAUACAGCACAGCAACGUGUAAUAAAGCAUAGAGAAGCAUUGUAAAGCACAGAGAGGUCUGGUAAAGCAUAGGGAAGCAUUGUAAA